This is a messenger RNA of Hemibagrus wyckioides, 1290 nucleotides long. RefSeq names its product N-terminal EF-hand calcium binding protein 3 (gene necab3). Gene Ontology annotation, cellular component: cytoplasm; endoplasmic reticulum; Golgi cis cisterna. Lineage: Eukaryota; Metazoa; Chordata; Actinopteri; Siluriformes; Bagridae. The transcript is spliced from 13 exons. Gene Ontology annotation, molecular function: calcium ion binding. The coding region runs from base 158 to 1237 and encodes 359 amino acids. Gene Ontology annotation, biological process: regulation of amyloid precursor protein biosynthetic process. The record is from RefSeq and is a predicted model, not a curated record.
UUAGCAUCAUUGGUUGAGGAGGACCGCUAGCUGGAGCAGGUUACUGUACCGCAGCACUGUUAAGCGAACCUCCUCAAAUCUGUUUCAGAUCUUACAAGCAAAAGGAUUCAGUCUAAUUGUGCACUUCAUCUUAGUCGUUUAGAUAGCACAGGAAAAGAUGCUGGCAUGCACGGAGAUGAUCACAAUGUGUCUUCAGUCAGCGAAGCGAGAAUAUCUUCGCUCCGAGCAAGAGCAGCAGCUGCAGCACAACCACGGACUUUCCAUUUUUCACGACAUUUUCCGCCGUGCAGACAAAAACGAUGAUGGUAAGCUCUCCUUUGAGGAAUUCAAGGCUUACUUUUCUGAUGGGAUUCUCACUACUGAAGAGCUUCAGGAGCUGUUCUACUCAAUCGAUGGGCGACAGACCAAUAACCUCGACACCGACAAGUUAUCAGAUUAUUUUUCUGAACAUCUUGGGGAGUAUCUGAAUGUCCUCUCAGCUCUAGAGAAGCUCAACGUUGCCAUCCUAAAAGCAAUGGACAAGACUAAAGAGGAGUAUCAGGGCUCGUCCGUGUUGGGGCAGUUUGUGACACGCUUUAUGUUGAGGGAGACGUCCAGCCAGCUGCUCUCUCUUCAGAUGUCUCUGCAGUGUGCCAUGGAGGCUGUGGAGGAGCAGAGCAGCCCUGCACCGGUUGAGGUGAAGGUACCAGAGCAUCUCUCUUUACAGAAGAAUAACAAGAGGUGUGGCCGCAGAGUGCAGAAAAAUAUGUGUCUCUCUCCUACAGACCCAUACUCUGGCAUUCUUACCACAGGUGUUACUGUGGAUACAGAUGACCACUGGUCCUCCCAGAUCAACAGACUGCAACAGCUUAUUGACAAACUGGAGUGCCAGAGUCCAAAGCUGGAGCCGCUGAAAGAGGACCCACUGGCCAGUACAUAUAAAUCAAACAUUCUGUUGGUGCAGAGGCAGAUGGAAGUGACAGAGGACAAUCUUGAGGAGUUUCAAAAGGCCCUGAAAAGCUACGCUGACUCCACCACCAACCAAAGUGACAACCUACAUGUGUCCAUCCAGAAGCUGCCUGAAAAGAGCUGCUACAUAAUAUACGAGUUUUGGCAAGAUCGUAUAGCCUGGAUGAGUUAUCUGCAGUCUGAGGCAAGUAAAACUUUUCAGCGCUGUAUCAUAGAUAUGCUGGAGGAUCCUGAACUCGUCUCCACCAUGCUUUUGCCCGCAUCCUGGUGGAUUAUGACAAACAAUUAACCUCCACAAUACGCAGUAUGCAGCCUUCGGAAAUGAGGAAAAAAAAAGAAAAA